Messenger RNA from Vicia villosa (hairy vetch), 1066 nucleotides. RefSeq names its product photosystem I chlorophyll a/b-binding protein 6, chloroplastic-like. Bases 109 to 906 code for a protein of 265 amino acids. The transcript has 4 exons. Gene Ontology annotation, biological process: photosynthesis, light harvesting in photosystem I; response to light stimulus. The record is from RefSeq and is a predicted model, not a curated record. Lineage: Eukaryota; Viridiplantae; Streptophyta; Magnoliopsida; Fabales; Fabaceae. Gene Ontology annotation, cellular component: membrane.
CUGUUCCAAAGACACACAUUACAAAAGUUAUCCAUCAUCCAUAUAUAACAGAUAAAGUGAUAAACCAUUUCUUCCAUUCCGUCUAAGAAUUUCAUCUCUGUCUGAGUCAUGGCUUUAGCCAUUUCAUCCACUUCAUUAUCAUCAAGUUUUCCAAACAGAGAAAUAUGUCAAAAGGUUUUACACCAAGGAACUACAACAACUUCAUGGUUAAGUAGAAGAAGGACACUUACGAUUAGAAAUGCGAAAAAAGGUGUGUCGGAUUUGUGUAUACCACUUCCUCCAGAUAGGCCUUUGUGGUUUCCAGGUAGUUCAGCUCCUGAAUGGCUUGAUGGCAGUCUUCCUGGUGAUUUUGGUUUUGACCCUCUUGGAUUAGGCUCUGAUCCAGAGUUACUAAAAUGGUUUGCGCAAGCAGAGCUAGUGCAUGGAAGAUGGGCAAUGUUAGGAGUAUCAGGAAUCCUAAUCCCCGAAAUACUCGAAGGAAUGGGCUACAUAAAAAACUACUCAUGGUACACUGCAGGUUCAGUACACUAUUUCGCAGACCCAAUAACACUCUUCAUUGUUCAACUAGCUUUAAUGGGCUGGGUUGAAGGUAGAAGAUGGGCUGAUAUCGUCAACCCGGGGAGCGUUGAUAUCGAGCCCAAGUUUCCAAAUAGGCCUAACCCGAAACCAGAUGUUGGUUAUCCCGGCGGGCUUUGGUUUGAUUUUAUGCAGUGGGGAAGAGGGUCUCCUGAGCCUGUUAUGGUUUUGAGGACUAAAGAGAUUAAGAAUGGAAGACUUGCUAUGCUUGCUUUUGUCGGGUUUUGUUUUCAAGCUGUUUAUGUUGGAGAUAGCCCUAUUCAGAAUUUGAUGGCUCAUCUUGCUGAUCCCGGUCACUGCAACAUUUUCUCGGCUUUCACUUCAAGGUAGUGCUAUGAUUUGGAGAAGCGUCAGAAUGAACCUGCACAAUGUUGUCCUAGAAAUAUUCUACUAUUAUUUACAUGUAAUGUGUUUCAUAAUCUGAGUCUUAUCAUUGACAAAAGGUUUAUAUUCUUUUAAACAAAAAUGAAAGUAGUAUUGUUUUUUGUAU